AUGCCGGCCAUGCCAGCACCAGCAGCCUUGCCGGGAGCAAGCACCGAUGGAACUUGCAGGGGCAAAGGUGCUGGGCGAGGCAAAGGGCAGGGCAAGAAGGGCAAAGGUGGCCGUGGUGAUGCUGCUAAGGGUGAUGGCAAGGCUGCUGGAAAGGGCAAGGAUGCAGAGCUGCAGGAGCCACGUGUGAAGAAUGCGGUGCAGGAGGCAAAGAAGGUCAUGAAGACAGCGGCAGACCAGAUUUUGGAAUGCAGGAGCUGGGAUGCGCUCCUUGCAAACUCCAGCACGCCGUUGGCGCUACGAUCGGCAGUGCUGCAAGACAUCACGAAGUUUGUGGAUGGGCUCGAGACUGCCCGGAAGCUUGUGGAGGCUGCUGUGUCAAGUGGUGCUGCUGAUGAUGUGAUCCGUGAGCAUACAAAAGCCUUGGUGGCCACCAUCUCCGAUUACAAGGAAGCAGAACUUUCUCGGUUCUGGGCACACUGGAGGCAACACAUGCCACCGCACCCGGCCACAGAUCUGCAUGUGCCAGUUGGACUUGCUGGCGACGACACACAGUAUAACCUUGCUGGUUCAAAGCUGGUUGUGUAUGAACUUUGCGUUGGUGAACGCACGCUGGAUCCGAUCUGGCGUGUGGCUGCGUGGUCACUCAACAUCGCUUUUAAUGGUGUGUACCCGACAGCUGGUCCACUGGGAGAUGCCUGGCUGAAGGGCUCUGCUCGGGCAAAACUUGCCGGCAAAGAGAUGCCAUGCAGCUAUGCCCUCACUGAGCUGAGGGGAGAUUGGAAGUAUCACCGAGAGACAUUUGGUCUGAAAAGGCACUACAACGCCAAUGCUAUCUGCCUCUUCUGCAAAGCAUCCAAGGUGCGUGGGCCGACACAGUUCACAAGCUUUGAGAGCUUUGCAACCUUUGAAAGGUUUGAUGCAGCUGGUUUUAUUCUCCAUAGCAUUGGCAGUUAUGUCUCGCCUAUAUUUGGUGUUCAAGGCUUCAACCCAUUUAUGGUGAAGCUGUGCCUGAUGCACAUGAGCAAUCUGGGGGCCCUUCAGUGGGUGAACGCUGGCGCGCUCCUCGGGCUUUUGGAAAGAGGCUUCUUCGGUGAUCCUGCAAUACUGACACUCGGCCAGCGCCUUCAAAUUGUGACAAUUCGCUUCCGCAAAUGGUGCAGCCUGCAUGGUAUCCUUCAAUCACAGCCUUUCUUGACGGUGGGCAUGUUGCACUUGUCAUCACCACAAGGGCCCGAGCUGACGCUGAAAGCUUACCAUGGACGUGUGUUUGUCCAGUUCAUGGCAUCUUGUUGUCAAGCUCUGCUGCAGCAGCGUGGUGGUGGUGACAACAAUGAUGAGGAACUGGUUCUGCUGCUGGCAGUUUGUCAUGGCUUCGCAAGCUGGCAUCUUCGUCUGGAAUCACUGCCGCGGUACCUGGACCCAGCAGAGGCAGCUGCACUUCGAAUAUCCAUGGAGGAGACUCUGCGAAUAUAUCGACGUCUGGCAGCCAGACAUGCUGGCACUGGGUCACUGAGAUUCCCUAUGCGUCCGAAACUGCAUGGGCUGCAAGAGAUCUGUCAUUUUAUGGAAAAGACGCUGAUUAAUGCCCGCUUCAAUCACACAUUUCGUGACGAGGACGCUAUGGGCUUCACCAAGCGAGUUGGCAAAAGGGUCCACAAGGGGCUGCUGGAAGUCAGGACCCUUUGCCGGCUCCUGAUGCGCUUCCGCAGUGAGGAGCACAGGCAGUGA
Molecule: messenger RNA, 1728 nt
Organism: Symbiodinium sp. CCMP2456
Lineage: Eukaryota; Dinophyceae; Suessiales; Symbiodiniaceae
Source: the annotation of a GenBank genome assembly